Aspergillus ruber CBS 135680 is the source of this 6924-nucleotide messenger RNA. RefSeq names its product putative AAA family ATPase. The transcript is spliced from 6 exons. Gene Ontology annotation, molecular function: ATP hydrolysis activity; ATP binding; helicase activity. Bases 1 to 6924 code for a protein of 2307 amino acids. The record is from RefSeq and is a predicted model, not a curated record. Lineage: Eukaryota; Fungi; Ascomycota; Eurotiomycetes; Eurotiales; Aspergillaceae.
AUGGAUACUCGCACCGACCGACUCUCCAAGUUCUUCAACCUGGUCAUUCAGGGAAAGAAACAAAUCACUGACAUUGACAAGAUUAAACGUUUGCUAGAAGCUAUCUACGAGCAGCCUAAUAAGACAUCCUGUAUCGAACGCAUUAUUGCCAGUCCAACAGCUUGCGAUGCCCUCCAGGUUGGACUGAGAUUUAAUGUCACUCCGUUUUUUCUCAACGAAACCACGGCCCCCUUUAUCCACUAUCUGGCCGAUCCUGUGGUGAAAAAGCUCUGCAACGGCCAGUUUCUCCAGGAUCUUUUGCUCAUUCUUGCUGAGCCAAAAACAAUAUGGAACGCCUUCAUGGCUGCUUUUAUGGCAAGAGAAUUGACAGAAUCGUCCAUUCAUGCCUUUUCCUGGAUGCUGGCUGAGCUUCUGUCUCUACCUUCCUUAGCCCAGAUUGAUAUCAGCAAUGAUGCCCAAAGAGUGAUCGAUGAUGGGUCACUCUUCCUCUCACCAUCUUCUAAUAUCCGCUCUUUAGGGUGCCGGAUCCAACAUAUUCUGACAGUUAGAUCUAGCAACGCCCCCGUCGACCCCGAUGUUGCGCCCGGUGGCCGCCAUGACAACGACUUUUCAGACUUUCGAUGUAUCGCCAUUUAUCCGACCAGUGAUGAGUUUAUGUCAACGGCACAGCCAUUCUAUCGUCGGAUGGACGAGAUAUCAGCCAUGCCACACGACAAUCGCAUCGCCACUCAUCUUGACAAUCAGUUCCGUCUCAUGCGAGAGGACAUGUUAUCCGAACUCCGUGAUGAUAUCCAGAUUGCACUGGGAAAGAAGAAGGGACAACGCUUUGCUACCUUACUGGCGAAACUAUCAAUUGUCAACAUUCUCUGUGGCGAUAAUAAACGGAUUCGUUCUUGCUCACUGGCCAUCUCAUGUGAACAAGGACUGGAUGCACUUUCGAGUCGAACCUCGGAAGAUCGAAAGGUUUUUCUCAAGAAAAACAGAAAUUAUCUCAGGCAUAACUCUUUUGGAUGUUUGAUGCGCAACGAGGAGAUCAUUGCUUUUGCGACCCUCGAUCGGAAUGAAGAUAAACUGGCAUCUAGUCCCCCGGUGAUCGUAUUGCGUAUUCUGGGUGACGGUGCAAUGAAAAAAACCCUGAUAUCAUUCAAGGUCUAUCACAAUAUUCGGUUCCUCCUGGUUGACGCUCCAAUUUUCGCGUAUGAACCAAUAUUGAGAUGCCUUCAGGAUAGAACAGACGUGCCACUAUCUCGAGAGUUGGUUGAGUUCAAGCAGGGCGACACCGCAGUGCCUUCCAAUCUCAUUCCUGACACUGUCAUCCAGAGUAUCCAGACAGCAGGAAACUACAACAUCCAAAACGUCAUUGGAACGCAAAAGCCAAUCAAUCUUGAUCCGUCUCAACUUGAAUCUUUCGUUUCGGGAUUGUCGCAAAGACUCAGCCUCAUUCAAGGCCCUCCUGGAACGGGGAAAUCAUUCAUUGGGGCUCUCCUGGCGAAACUCUUCUACGAUCGCAGUGAUGAAAAGAUCCUUGUAAUGUGCUAUACAAACCAUGCAUUGGAUCAGUUCCUGGAAGAUCUUCUUGACAUUGGUAUAAGCUCCUCGUCCAUUGUCAGACUGGGUUCGAAGAAUACACCGCGCACAGCGCCUCUCAGUCUAUCUGAGCAGAGGAGUUCGUACCGCCAUGCUCGAUCGACAUGGGAUGUGAUCAAUAAGUACGAAAGUGAGGCACGUAGUAUCAAGGAAAACCUUCUUUCCCAGGCAUUUUCGGAAUAUCAGCAGUUUAAAUUGAGUCCUCGGACUGUCCUGGAGUACCUGGAGUUUGAAGACGAGAGAUUCUACGAGGCGUUCCUUCCCCCAGAACUGGAAGAUGGCAUGACAAUGGUUGGUGAAAAUCAAAGGAGCGUCGAUUCAACAUAUCUCUACGACAUAUGGUCGACAGGGAAGUUGGCGCCGUUUGAAGUCACUACGGAAUCACAACCAAUAUGGGCGAUGAAUUAUGAGACCCGACAGGCGCGCAUCCGUGAGUGGACGCACAGUAUCUUGGAAGAAAAGGUAUCCAACGUCCAGGAAUAUACUCGCCGUAUUGAUAAGUGUCAGGAGAAUCUGGAUAAAGUGUGGAACAAGCGGACAUCGUCGAUUCUCCAGGACAAACGUAUCAUCGGCUGCACCACCACUGCGGCAGCGAUGUAUUACCAAGAUCUUCAAGCUACCUCCCCUGGCAUCGUGCUUCUCGAAGAAGCCGGUGAGAUCCUCGAAUCGCACGUUCUCACUGCUUUAGGACCAAAGACGAAACACCUUAUCCUCAUUGGUGACCAUCAACAACUGCGACCGAAGAUCAACAACUACGCUCUUUCAGUGGAGAAGGGAAAUGGAUAUGAUCUCAACCGUUCACUGUUUGAGCGCCUCGUCCUGGUAGGAUAUCCUCAUUCAACCCUAGCCAAACAACAUAGAAUGUGUCCUGAGAUCUCCUCUUUGGUCAGAGAUCUGACGUAUCCUGAACUGGAGGAUGCCCCAAAAACACUCGGCCGUCUGGCGCCACGGGGUCUUCAAGAUCGGGUCAUCUUCAUCAACCACGAACACCCUGAAACCAACUUUCCAAAGGUAUCGGACCGUCGCGACGAGGGGUCAAAGGGUAGUAAACACAAUACCUUUGAAGUGGAACUCGUCCUGAAGGUUGUCCGAUAUCUUGGGCAACAGGGUUAUGGAACAGACAAACUCGUGGUUCUGACUCCGUACCUCGGACAACUGAAACUUCUUCGAGACCGUCUGCAGGAGGAGAAGGAGAACGACCCAGUUCUCAAUGAUCUUGAUUCAUAUGAUCUGGUUAGGGCUGGAUUGUUGUCACAGUCAAGCGCCAAUCAUUGCAAACGUCCCAUCCGACUGUCAACUAUCGACAAUUUUCAGGGCGAGGAAAGUGAAAUCGUCAUUGCGACCCUGACUCGAAGCAACAAAAAAGGCGAUAUCGGAUUUAUGGCAGCUCCUCAGAGGUUGAAUGUGCUGUUAUCUCGCGCUCGAGAUAUUCUAAUCAUGGUUGGGAAUGCGAAUACCUUCACUACCAGCAAAAAGGGGAAAGGACUUUGGGCACCAUUCAUUAAAAGCCUCACGGCGAAGAGACACUUAUACGAUGGUCUACCAGUAAAGUGUGAACAGCAUCCUAACAGAACAGCUAUACUUCAAAAAAUAGAAGAUUUUGAUACGGAAUGUCCAGAUGGUGGAUGUCCACUUCCUUGCGGUAUCAAAUUGAGAUGUGGUAUUCAUACCUGCCCCUACAAAUGCCAUCAACUGUCGGAUCACUCCAAGAUGGAAUGCUCGGAGAUAGCAGAAUGGGUCUGUUCUCGUGGUCAUCGGAAAACUCGUUACUGCUUCAAGAUUGAUGGUACAUGUGGACCUUGUAACGAGGAAGAUCGACUCAAAGAAGCUAAGAAAAAGAGAGACAUGAAGCUUGAGGCUGAACGGGAGAGAAAGCAAAAGGAAUAUAGUCAAAGGCUGAACGAGUUGCAAGACGAAAUUGCACAUGAGAGACGUCUGCAGCAGGAUAAACAGGAUGAUGAACAGCGAGAAAGAACGCUGCAACAGCAUCACUAUGAUCUUGCCAAUUUGAGAUCCCCUCCAACAUCCUCUGAGAUUCGAGUGAACAGUAUUAUCACUUCUUCAGCUCCGACUGUUGAAACAUCACCCAUUCAUGCCAAUAAAAACAAUGUAUCGCAGCCUACCGCAAGCCGAAGUGUAACAGUCAAGCCGACGAACGAGCCUACAAAGCAACAACCACAGACGUCUCCCGCUCAAGAUGACUGGGAUUACCAAAAGAGAUUCCAAGGUGCACAGAGCGAUGACAUUGAUUCGUUGAUGCAAAUGGUUGGGCUGGAAGAGGUCAAGGCCAAGUUUCUCACAAUCAAGGCCCGAGUCGACACCGCUAUCAGACAGGGAGUUAAUCUCAAGAAUGAACGGUUUGGGUCAGUCUUAAUAGGCAAUCCAGGAACUGGCAAAACGACGGUUGCACGCAUCUAUGCUAACUUCCUUGGCUCGGUCGGGGUCCUGCCAGGAAGUUGCUUUGUCGAAACUACAGGGUCAGAGCUCGCCAAUGAAGGCGUUUCAGGAUGUCAAAAGAGAAUCAACAACAUUCUCAACAGUGGCGGCGGCGUUUUGUUCAUUGACGAGGCUUAUCAGCUUACAGAAAGCCAGUCUCAUGGUAAACAGGCCAUUGACUACCUUCUUGCAGAGGUUGAAAACCAAACGGGGAAAAUGGCUGUCAUCUUGGCUGGCUAUCGAACCCAUAUGGAAAAGCUUCUUCAGCAUAACCCUGGCCUACGCAGUCGCUUUCCAAAUGAGUUCAAGUUCAAUGACUACGAGGAUGAGGAGCUCCGUCAAAUAUUCGAGUACAGGCUAAAUAAGACUUACAAGGGGAAAAUGAAAGUCGAAGCUGGGACAGACGGUCUAUAUAGUCGAAUUGUAUCACGCAGAGUUGGGCGUGGACGUGGGCGAGAAGGAUUUGCCAAUGCACGCGCUGUGGAGAACAUAUGCUCCAGAAUUUAUGAUCGACAAGCAACCCGACUCAAAAGCGCGAGGAGGGUGCAGAACGUCGUGGAUGAUUUGUUGUUGACAAAGGAAGACCUCGUCGGACCAGAGCCUUCACAGGCUCUGCAGAGCUCUUCUGCAUGGCAAGAACUGCAAACGAUGAUUGGGUUGGAUUCUGUCAAGAGAACAGUCAAGUCACUGUUAAGCAGCCUCCAAUACAACUAUCAUCGAGAACUGAAGGAAGAACCACCUGUCGAUUAUAGUUUGAAUCGGAUAUUUCUGGGCUCCCCAGGCACAGGGAAGACCAGCGUGGCCAAACUGUAUGGGCAGAUCCUGGUUGAUAUUGGCAUGUUGUCAAAUGGAGAGUUGAUUGUGAAGAAUCCUGCAGACUUUGUUGGCAGAUUCAUUGGAGAGUCUGAAAAGAAUACCAAAGGUAUCCUGGCAUCAACGGUCGGCAAGGUCCUGGUCAUUGACGAGGCGUACGGUCUAUUCGGGGGAGGCACUCGCGAUAAGAUAGGAACGCAGACCAAUCAAUUCAAAACCGCAGUAGUGGACACCAUCGUUGCGGAGGUCCAGAGUACGCCUGGAGAGGAUCGCUGUGUUCUUCUGCUUGGAUAUCAAGACCAAAUGGAGGAGAUGUUUCAGAAUGUUAAUCCAGGUUUGAGUCGGCGUUUCCCAAUGGACUCUGCAUUCACAUUUGACGACUUCACUGGAGAUGAACUCGGCCGCAUCCUGGAUCUGAAGUUGAGGAAGCAAGGUUUCGACACGACAACCGACGGUAGAAAAGUCGCAUUGGAAUGUCUAGAGAGAGCUCGAAAUCGCCCUCAUUUUGGCAAUGCUGGUGAAAUUGAUAAUCUUUUGAACAAGGCCAAACUUAGCCAUCAGCAGCGUUUGAGUGCGGGCAUUGCAUCACCCACUGCAUCCAUUUUUGUGCCUGAAGACUUUGAUCCAGAUUAUGAUCGUGGACAAAGAGCUGAGAUGAACAUUGCAGGUUUGUUCGCGGGCAGUGUUGGGUGUGAAAAAAUCAUCGCACAAAUGGAGGGAUACUGCCAGACUGUCAAGGGGAUGAAAGUGCUGGACCUGGAUCCUCGAGAGCAAGUCCCGUUCAAUUUUUUGUUUCGUGGACCUCCAGGAACUGGCAAAACGACGACCGCAAGGAAGAUGGGCAAGGUAUACUACGAUAUGGGCAUCUUGGGCUCAGACGAAGUUAUUGAAAGCUCUGCUACAGACCUUGUUGGACAAUAUAUCGGGCACACAGGCCCAAAGACUCAGGAGCUACUUGAGAAGGCGUUGGGAAAGGUUCUCCUUAUUGACGAAGCAUAUCGUCUGGCAGAUGGCAAGUUCGCCAAAGAAGCAAUGGAUGAAAUUGUGGAUUGUAUCACGAAACCCAAAUUUGCCGGCAAGCUAAUUAUCAUCCUGGCGGGAUACGAUACUGACAUUAACCGACUUACUGACAUCAAUCCCGGGUUAACGAGUCGAUUCCCUGACUCCAUUGAGUUUGAUGGACUUAAUCCGGAUGCGUGUCUCAAACUGCUGAGAACAGUCUUUCAAACACGGCGAGAUGAGUUGUUACAGAAGAGAACAGUAAUGGACAUCAGUUGCCUUGAGGGGCCUACAAGUGACUUUUCACGCGACUUGCAAUCUCGAUUCUCGACAUUAACUGGCCUUCCCAAUUGGUCAAACGGACGGGAUAUCAAUACAUUGGCCAAGUCAAUAUUUGGGAAGGCCGUCCGAGCUCUUGUCACUGGUAACGUGGUCAUUACCGAGGGUGGUAUAUUGACAGAGUUGGACUGCAUGAUUAAAGAACGCAAACAUCGACUUCACUACAAUCCUUCAAAGGCUGUUAAAAUACCGGCUGCACCGGCAGAUCUCAGUCUAAAUCCUGCCUCCAGUAAUACGGAAACCGACACCAACGCUAAAACACACCUUCCACAACGUCCAUCGGAAUUGGAAGAGCCCAGUCAAACAGAAAAAUUUCAAGCGAUCAAAAAUCGAGAUGCCUGCGUUACGGAUGAAGUAUGGAACCAACUUAUCCAGGACAAGCAAACAGCGAUCAAACAGGAAGGGGCAUACCGGGACCUCCUCAAACAAGAACAACAACUUGAAAGAGACGCAAAGUGUGGGAAUGAAGAGGACGAGAAUGAGGUAAAAAAGGAUGAAGGCACUAAACAACAACAUGAACAAGAGCGGCUCCAACGGGAACUUGAAAGACGGGCCAAAGAAGAGGAACUGAGAAAGCUCCGAAAGAAAAAGGUAGAAAUGGAGACACAGCGCAAAAAGGAACAGCAAGCACAGAAGAAACUUCGCGAGAUAGGGGUCUGUGUUCAGGGAUUCCGUUGGAUCAAGCAGGCUAGGGGAUAUCGAUGUGCUGGAGGAUCCCAUUAUGUAUCGGAUGGUCAGUUGGGCAUUUAG